CCAUAGUGAUGGGAUUAAGAUAGCAUUCUUGCAAUCAAUAGCCAGUGGCAGUGUAGCAGGUCAGUAGCAGCGGCGCCAACCUCAAACCAAAAGGAUAUUUAACAACUGUGGUAACACUUACAAACUACUCAACCGCAAAAUGUACAAGUACACCGCACUUCUGGCGCUACUCUUCGCCGCCACCUUAGCAGUGGUGCAGGCUGAGCCACCACGUUUUCGUGCAGCACUACGUCGCGCACCAGGCCGUUUCCUUGCACGACAAGAGGCCGAGGUCGCUGAUAAUCCGGACGAUGCGCCACCAGCUGUAGCGGCUGAUCAGCCAGCGCCUUAUCCACCAGCUGGAGUCACACCAUCGAUUCCCUUCGAUUUGCCAACAGAGACGGAGGCACCACUCCCCGAUGAGGUCUACGGACCACCGGAAGAGGAAGACCCCACACCCGACCCAACCUAUGGUCCACCAGAGGAGACUACCACUUUGUCGGCUCCCGCCGAUGCCGCUGAGGUCGACGUCGUCUCAGCGAACUUAAUUCAACCCCGUCAGAAAUCCGUUUUGGCCAAACAACGCGCACGCGGUGUUGUGCGCUCACAGCCGCUAAUCCUGCAAGCUGUGCCCGCUGCACCGGGAGUCGUCGAGUUGGUGCGCGCUGAGCCCGGUGUGGUUUACAUCUUGAAAUAAAUUGAUGAAUGAGUCAUAGGGAAUGUGAGUGGUUUUAGGGCAGUGAAUUACUCAUUUCAAAUUUGUUUUUAGGUUGGUGUUACGUUGAAUUCGAUUAUUAAACAAGCGAUACAAAUAAAUACAUUUAUAUUUUUAUUAACGAUAAACAA
Molecule: messenger RNA, 825 nt
Organism: Zeugodacus cucurbitae (melon fly)
Lineage: Eukaryota; Metazoa; Arthropoda; Insecta; Diptera; Tephritidae
Product: translation initiation factor IF-2
Exons: 1
Coding region: 140-676 (178 amino acids)
Source: RefSeq, a predicted model, not a curated record